Nasonia vitripennis (jewel wasp) is the source of this 1000-nucleotide messenger RNA. RefSeq names its product zinc finger protein 771-like. The transcript is spliced from 2 exons. Gene Ontology annotation, biological process: regulation of transcription by RNA polymerase II. NCBI's taxonomy places the organism in Eukaryota, Metazoa, Arthropoda, Insecta, Hymenoptera, Pteromalidae. Gene Ontology annotation, molecular function: RNA polymerase II cis-regulatory region sequence-specific DNA binding; DNA-binding transcription factor activity. The record is from RefSeq and is a predicted model, not a curated record. The coding region runs from base 166 to 516 and encodes 116 amino acids.
UCACCUGAUGCUGCUGGAUUGAAUUUUGACAUUUUUUUAUUGUAGUUUAAUCAAUCAUUUUCUAGAAUAAUUAUUUCGUAGGCGCAGUGUAGUACAGCAGUAUUUACAUUUUCUUCAAUUAAUGUACAAUUAGGUUUCUUCGUACCGCAGCUGGACAUCAACUACAUGCUCAGUCAGCAGUCGACCAAUGACUCCGUCGAACUCGACACCCCCAAACACGUCCCAAAUCCUCUCAACUCCUCACCCGUCUCUGAAGAUUUUUACAGACAGCAGAAAACCGUCGUCGUCGUACCUCAGCCGCAAAACAAACCGUUCGGCUGUCCCAAGUGCUCGAGGAGCUUUACUGUCAAAGGCAACAUGACGCGUCAUCUGAAGUACGAAUGCGGACAGCAGCCGAGGUUUCAGUGCCCUUAUUGCGACUUCAGAAGCAAGCAGACGUCAAACGUCAUGUCGCAUAUUAGGACGAAGCACGUGGGCGAGAAAGUUUACGUUGUGCAUCUGAAGUACAACGAGUGAUAGUUUCUGAUUUGAAUUUUCAAGAAAGCUGAACUGAUACGCGAGAAAGUACAGACUGUCUAUGUGAUAAUAAUUAUUGAUAUAUUUUUACGUUACGUUAAUGUAUUGAAAAAAAGAUUGUUAGUUCCUCAUGUCUUCGAGUAUUUUAAUUUAAGUAUAGUGUGGAUACGUUUAACGUUACUUCCUCCUGGAGGAAGCUUUGUAUUUUUUUAUGUUAGCCAGGUCGAGGAUUAUUUGUACGGUGCUAAUGUUUUUAUAUGAUUUGUUAUAUGAUUGAAAAUGUAUUUAUCUAGAUAUAUUUGUUGUAGAGAUGAUUAUUUACAAAAUAUUUAUUGCGAAUUUUAACAUGUGAUACUUUUAAUACUAUGCCUAUAAUACGCGCCUAUUAUAAACGAAAUAUAAAUUUCAGUUGAUUGAACCAUGUGUCUUUCUAUACACACGAUAACUGAAGCCAAUAAAAUGUAUUUGAUACUCGAGUAUUCAA